AUGUGCCCGAAAGAAGAUAGCGCGGAAAUGAACGGUCUUCCAGCGCGAAACUCGCCAGAGUGGGAUAACCACGAAAAUGAAGAACAAGAGGAGGAACAAAUUGAAUAUCUUGAGGGUUCAGCGUUCACAAAAGUCGAAAUUCUGCGCUACAUCGUCUCCCUGAAAGAUUUUGUGGAUCUCAACGAGGGUCGAUCUGAAACGACUCUCUGCGAAAUUUGGGACUCUAUUCAAACUCCUUCUGUUGCCACUGUCUACCACGAAAAUGGUCUUUUUGAGAUUGUCCAGCACAUUUUCGACAAAAGAGAUGACUUCGAUGAUUCGGAGAGAAAUCGUCUUCUGGAACUGCUGAUUGGAAUUAUGGCGAAUAUGCUGCAGCACUUGGACGCAAUUGAUGAACUGGAUAUAGUGUUGCAGAAUUUGGCUAGUUUUUGUGAAGGAGAAACUGAUGUUUUUAUUCUAGCCCAGACAAUGCGAGCACUCUCAAUAAUUUUUAAGCGCUUUCCGACCUCCGUUGAGUCCUCUGCCUUGAUUUCGACGUUCAAAACCACUGCCAAUGAAAUCAUCUGCAAAUGCAAAAACGAAGAAGCUCUUUCAAACGCCCUCAAUCUCUUCGAGUCCAACGAUGUAUUUCUCGAUGAAAAUGGGCAAAAAGCGCUUUGGACGUUUCUAGAGCACUUCGAAGAACAUGAAAUAGAAGAAAUCAUGACGCUCGAAGAAAAUCACUUUUUACAGAGAAUUCUGGAGAUUCUCAGCGAAGUGAUUUACCAAAAAACAGAUUCUUUGGACGAAAAACAAGUGAGAAUCAUCAACAGCUUUUGGGAUCGAUGCAAUAAAGAAGUGGAAGAAAACAAAGAAGAAUUUUCUUGCAUCAACGAGCCAUGGCAAUUUUUCGCUAUGAUUCUCUAUUUAGCUCAAAUUUCUAUUCAAAAAUGUGCGGCUUUCCGAAUCACUGAGGAGGAUCUAAAAAGGACUUUUAAAACUUGGAAGUUAUCAAAAAGCAAGAUUGGCGGCUCGAUAAGGAAAACCCUGAAAGUCCAGAUUUCAAACCUAAACCAGGCGUCGAGAUUUGAUGAAAUCGUCGAAGAAGAAUCAGAAACUGAAAAAAAUAUUCUGUUGAUUUUAGAUUCACAACUAGAAGAUGAUAUCUGA
Messenger RNA from Oikopleura dioica, 1149 nucleotides. NCBI's taxonomy places the organism in Eukaryota, Metazoa, Chordata, Appendicularia, Copelata, Oikopleuridae. The record is from the annotation of a GenBank genome assembly.